AUGUCAGAACAUGACCCGCGGCGUCCGUUACACCCGGUGCUGGAGCAAGACGAUCGACGUGCUCGAGGAGGCGACCGCGAAAGAGAACUAGGAAUCGCGCUCAAGGUGGUCAUCCUCGAGGAAUACCACAAGAACCUCUCCAGGCUGAGGCUGAGGCUGUUGGUCACGAUGAUGGUCAUCAAGCGGCAAGACCAUAUGCUAUCUAACAGGCAGAAUGCGCUCAUCGGGGAGCUCCAUGGUCUCGCUGAAGUUCGCACGCCCCUUCCGCACUCCCGUCACUCGCUCACCUUCGUUCUCUGA
This is a messenger RNA of Dichomitus squalens LYAD-421 SS1, 300 nucleotides long. RefSeq lists its product as uncharacterized. The record is from RefSeq and is a predicted model, not a curated record. Lineage: Eukaryota; Fungi; Basidiomycota; Agaricomycetes; Polyporales; Polyporaceae. The transcript is spliced from 3 exons. Bases 1 to 300 code for a protein of 99 amino acids.